UUCUAUAUUUUAAACGACGUAUGUUUGAUCUGUUAAAACACUGAAGAAAAUUAAUAAAAGAUAUGAAAAUGAAGAGUGGAUCGUUUCGGUUAUAUCGGUUUAUUGUUUAAAAGAAUACUGCGCGAAACGCGCCCAUUGUUUUAAAUGUAAUCAGAUAUCAUCAUUGAUUUUAAAAGAUUGAAGAAUUUGAAAGUUUUUGAAUCAGCGCUGGUCAAAGGACACAACUAUAUAGUAUAGAAAAAAUGCAGUUUAUGUUUUGAAUUGUGUUUCCAUGGAAACGUAAACAGGGCAUGAAUAUUGAAUGACGGAAUUAGCCGUGAAUCAGACCUCUUUUGUGCCACCACCAAAAGUUAAAGGGGUUUCUACACGGAAAACAUCAAAUCUUUACAUAGAUAUAGAAAUAGAGAAACCAAGACACGGACAUAGAGCAAAAUUUGGUCAUAGUGUUAUACGUCUUGCUGGAUCCCUCGCUAAACAAACAGUUGUCACUGACCACACUAUUCAAAUUCAUUUACCUGGAAACUCUGGUGUCCAUGACCUUAACUUAAUCUAUAACCACCAAGGUCAGCCGAAUUUGCCCGAAGUCCAUCGAGAUGGAGUGUAUAGUUUAUUAACUCAGCAACGCCCUGACCUUUUACAUGUCGAACCCGUUACUUCCGUUGACGCACUUCCUAUAAUCACAGAUUUGAAAGAAGGUGGUUUUGAUUUAAUAGCAACAGCAACAAAUAAAACUGCUUUUCAAGAACAUUUAUCUGAUAGCGUCUUACCUAAAGAGUUACAACUUAUACGAAUCUGGAGAACUGGAGAAUUUUACACUUUUAAUCAAUCAACCGGAAGUCUAAACAAAUUACAUGACGCACGGAAGCGGAACUUGAAAUCUUUGGGAUACGCCGUCGAUAAGUUUAAAGUUUUGCCAGGAAUUCAAGACUGGCAAUAUAGUGUCGACGAAAGUGCAAAUUAUUAUAAAAAGUACUUGAUUCAGGAUCAAAUAGAUGAAUUAGAAAGACAACUUGCUAAGAAAAAUCCUCCGACCCAUUCUUUACCGGAAAUACAUAGACAGGAACGCCCUCUAGUGCGCCGGUGGAGUUUCACGUCCGACAACUCCCCUGAGAAAGACAGUUUUUACAAGAGAGUACUCGCAGGACAGGUUCCUCUGAAGAGAAGUUUAACAGAUCGUGGACAACGAGCAAGAUUGACCAGGUCGAACGUCUUACGUCACGAAUUCUACCAGAGUAGACGUCCACGUCCCUCGACACCAACGCUUUCUUCCGUCAUGGAGCAACAAAGAGCGAAAUUAUUUGACGCCGAUGACGCACUACAGGAACAAAAUUUGAAAUGCCCAGUAUGUAAACAUUACUAUGACACAAAGGACCGUAAUCCUCACAUCUUACACUGUCUCCACGGCACGUGUCAUGCCUGCCUUAAAACUCGAGUACGAGCCGAGAUGGUCCAAUGUCCGGUAUGCAGCGAGGUUCACGAAGUUCCAAACAACGAAAUAGAAUUACUUCCGGUUGAUCAUGCGCGACAACAUCUUGUCAAGUUUUACAAGGUCAGAAAUCGUGCCCAAGAGAUAGGGUGUGACAGCUGUGACCCCCGGAACCGGGCUACUCACAGGUGUAAAGAAUGUGACGAGUUUUUGUGUGGUGUCUGUAACGAGGCUCAUAAACGUACAAAGGUCACGAAAAGCCACAACAUUGUCAACAUUGACGCGCUUAGAAGAUCAAACUUGGACGAAUUUCAUCACAAGCGCACGUGUCACGUGCCAGGUCACGAGGAUCAACAUUUCAGCUUUUACUGUUACUCUAAAGGAUGUGACACACCUAUAUGUUCCCUGUGUGCGGCCACGGAACACAACAAAGCCGAUGGUCAUGAUAUACGGAACAUAAAUGAUGUCUAUCUCGAGAAUAAGAGAGUUGUCGAGGGCUUACUGAUAGAUGUAAAACAUAAAAGAGGCCUCGCGGAAGAAGCCAUCCAAAGUAUUGAAGAUGAAAUACAAAAUCUCUACAUUAAAGAAAGUGCUACAGACGAAGAAAUAGACCAAUCUUUUCUGGCUUGUCAGAAACAACUGGAGAAACGAAAAAAUGAACUGAAGGAAAAACUGGCGGCGACAUCAAAGGCGAAAAAGAAAGGAAUGGAGAGCCAGCUGGAUAAACUAAUCAGUGAGAAGAAUAGCUUAGACCAUGCUGCCAGGUUCUCUAACAAUGUCCUAGGAUAUAGUGACACAACGGAAUUCUUACAAAUGAAAGAUGCACUGUUUGGUCGCCUUGGAGAGUUGAAAGAGAUGGAAGUAGAUAUCAGACCACAUAACAAGGCGGAUAUAAAGUUUCACGGGCAUAAAAUGGUGGAUGCUUUCCAAAAAUUGUCCAAUAAGAUGGGCGAGGUAUGGUCAACAACUGCCUUUAUCCCGAACACAAAGAUUCAGACAUAUGACAUUGGUCUCGGACGCGAGGAGACUGCCAUGAUGAUUACGCUCCAUGACUACGAGAGGCGCCCCCUAGCGGAACCAGGAGUCGAUAUUCGUGUGGAGGUUCUAAAUCCUAUAGGAAAGAAAACUCGAGCUCAAGUCAUUGACUUGACAGAUUCUGAGGGAGCGUAUAAAGUGGUAUUUCAGGGGACAAAACUUGGUGACCAUCGAGCAAGCGUUUUUGUAAUGGGCCUACCAGUAAUUGACCCUGGCGUGACGUUCAAGGUCAGACGGCAAACGGAUCUGGAAAAUGAUGUACUCAGAGAUUAUGAGCCCACAUCAGACGGCCCAAAGGUCAAAUCCAAGGUCGACUCCGGUUUACAACACCCGACGAAAUAUAACCAGUCCCCGUCGGUACCUCUACACGAUGAUAAGCCUGUUUUAGUCGGUUUGAAACUUGACGAUGAUGAUGAUUAUGACACGGAGAGGGGAAAGCCGAGAGCCAAGUCUUACCGUGUGUUUGGUGAUAUUAUAUGUCCUGAUUUUAUGUUUGACGCCACAACCUGCCAUCCACAAAAUAUGGUGACCUCCGACUCCAGGACAUUGAAAAAUAUCCGCGGACGAACUGCCCAUAUAGGAACAGCCCUCAAGAAUUACCGAGGAGCAAUUGGUACCCGGCCGUUUAGCAAGGUCGGGCGAUUCUAUUUUGAAGUUGUCGUCUAUUUUUUCAUCAAACGACAGUUGCGGAACGACCUCAUUUUUGAAGUUGCAAUCGCCCGAAAGUCAGAGAUAGAUAAAAAUUACACCGUGGAUGGUUCCCCAUAUGCAUGGACGGUAUGUGCGCGUAGAUGUCCUCUCUGUCGCACCGUCUGUCUGAUGACUUUUCAUAAUGGCGUCCGCUUGUACCAUUUACCGCUAACUGAAAACUCUCCGCCAGGAACUACUUUACGAACAACAAUCGGGUUUUUGGUAGAUAUGAAGCAGAAGCAGUGGUUUAUUGUGGACGCAAAGAACAGACGACUCUUUUAUCGGUUCAAGAGUAUAGACACUUCGAAGCCUUUAUGGCCGGUUUUCGGUGCGUACAGCACGGAGUACGUCAGCGUCUCGAUGGCUCUAAAAACUGGGAAAGAUGUUCAAGCUGUACCGGAUAUACCGUCUGAUAUUUGAAAUGUACCGGAUAUACCGUCUGAUAUUUGAAAUGUACCGGAUAUACAGUCCGAUAUUUGAUAUAUACCGCAUAUACCGUCUGAUAUAUUUAAUAUACCGAAUACACCGCUAGAUGUUUGAAACUUACCGGAUAUACCGUCUGAUGUUUGAAUUGUACCGGAUAUACUGUCUGAUAUUUGAUAUAUACCUGAUAUACAUUUCUGAUAUUUGAAAUGUACCGGAUAUACCGCCAAAUGUAUGAGUUGUAUCGGAUAUACGGUCCUAUGCUUGAAUAAACCGAAUAAAAUAAGAUAUACCGUCUGACAGUUGAAAUAUACAUUUUGAUACAAUUCAGUAUUUAGAGAAUUAAAUAUGCACUGUAGCAUAUGUGUGCAAUCGUUAUACAAAGCGGUUUACUUAAACAUUUGUAGUACUAUUCUUUUUAUUCAAAUUGAAACUUUUUUGACCAUGUAUAUGAUCCUGGACUCAUGCAUUUGUAAUCCUAACAAAUAAGUUUUUAACUUUUAGCCACGUUUCACGCAGACAUUUGUAUAAAUCAUAAUUUUCAUGCAUGUUUAAUUUAGUAUUAACGAGUCGUAAUUAUACCAUUUGAUUUUCUAUCUGUAUAAUGUAAUAGAAAUAUGCUUUGCUGUGAUAUUUAUAGGUAUUUUAACAAUAAUGAUUUCGUGUUUUAUGUGUGUUUGUGUUUUUUGUUAUAUAAAAAUGUAUGAUUUGUUUGAAAGGAUAUAAAUAAUGACUUGCAAAUUAAAAUGGUUC
Messenger RNA from Ruditapes philippinarum (Manila clam), 4327 nucleotides. RefSeq lists its product as uncharacterized. Gene Ontology annotation, molecular function: zinc ion binding; ubiquitin-protein transferase activity. Bases 302 to 3571 code for a protein of 1089 amino acids. Lineage: Eukaryota; Metazoa; Mollusca; Bivalvia; Venerida; Veneridae. The record is from RefSeq and is a predicted model, not a curated record. The transcript is spliced from 15 exons. Gene Ontology annotation, cellular component: nucleoplasm; chromatin. Gene Ontology annotation, biological process: positive regulation of DNA-templated transcription.